Hermetia illucens (black soldier fly) is the source of this 750-nucleotide messenger RNA. RefSeq lists its product as uncharacterized. The coding region runs from base 152 to 655 and encodes 167 amino acids. The transcript is spliced from 2 exons. The record is from RefSeq and is a predicted model, not a curated record. Lineage: Eukaryota; Metazoa; Arthropoda; Insecta; Diptera; Stratiomyidae.
CGACAUCUGAAGUAAUUGUAGGAGUUUCAAUAUCAUAUGGGUUUUGUUUACGUUGCUUAGUUAUCAAGUGGGGGAGGCUGUUUGAGUGAUUUUGGGUCUUGACUGGAACUAAAUUAAUAACAAUCAAUAAAGAGUUCAACGCAUCCCUAUCAUGAGCUCUACCAAUCAACCGGAAGACACUUCUCCCACAGAGCCAUCAGACAAGUUCCCUAAUCGAAACAUAAAACAACGACUCAAUUUACAUGUGAAACGGCGCCUUCAAGAAAACCUCAAUGAACCAAUUCCCACUGCUCAUAAUCAAUCUGCUUUCACAUCUCACGUAAUUCCAACGACCACUUCUAAGCGUGGUGCCGCCUCGGAACGAGGAGCCACCUCCCAUUGCGGUCGAGGUGGCAAAAAGGCUCGCAAUACAAAGCAACAACUUACAACAAGUAGCUCCUUCACUUCUUCAUCAUGUCCUGACGAUGACUGCAGCCGCGAUGGAAGUUCCAGUUGUACAGAUUUAAGUCGUGACAAGGAUCAAAGUCCGGAUAUUUUGACGAUGGUUUUAAAUCAAAAGAAAUUGACUUUAUUCAAUGAUCCAGAAGUUAUGAAAUUUCUUGAUGGGAUUGUUGGAAUUAUCGGAAAGAAGUCGGACGAGAGUGGAUGUAUAUAGCGCCUUGUUGUAUUGUGUGUAGUCUGUUUUGAUGGUGGAAUAUGAGUGGAUUGUAUGGACAAAGUUCGUAUUUAUCAAUAAAUUAUAUUAUGGAA